This is a messenger RNA of Coccinella septempunctata (seven-spotted ladybird), 3081 nucleotides long. RefSeq lists its product as uncharacterized. Gene Ontology annotation, molecular function: catalytic activity. Bases 1 to 3081 code for a protein of 1026 amino acids. The record is from RefSeq and is a predicted model, not a curated record. The transcript has a single exon. Lineage: Eukaryota; Metazoa; Arthropoda; Insecta; Coleoptera; Coccinellidae.
AUGAUUAGUGGCCACAGAAGUACUGAAAAGAGGACGACUAAGCAGGAAAAUGGAAAUGAAUAUGGAAACACACAGAGAAAAGAGAUGACUAGGGGAAAGAAAGUGGGAAAUAUGGAGGAUAAUAUUCUGGUUGGAACGAAGAUUAAAUGGAGAGAGUGGAAAUUGGCCACCUGGAAUGUUAGAGGAAUAAGGGGAAAAGAAUUGGAUUUAAUAGGGGAGUUUGAGAGGUAUAACAUUGAUGUUCUGGGUAUAACAGAGACAAAAAAGAAGGGGAAAGGAGAACAAUUGAUGGAAAAUGGGCACAUUAUGGUAUACGGUGGAGUGGAAUAUGAAAAACACGGUGCAGCGGGAGUGGGAUGUCUGAUAAAUAAGAGAUGGAGUCAAUUUGUGGACCAUUGGGAGGUGUACUCUGAAAGGAUUCUCUUACUGCGUCUAAAAAAGAGUACGAACCGAAUUAUAUCUAUAUUGGUAGUAUAUGGGCCGAACGAGGAUGCAAGAGCGGAAGAAAAAGAUAAAUUCUGGGAAGAAUUGAAUAUGGCAAAGGAGAACUGUAAGGGAAAAAUUAUAAUAUGCGGAGAUAUCAACGGUAGAGUUGGUAUUUCACAGGAUAAUAAUGGAGUUGUGGGCAAAUAUGGUGAAGAUAAGAAGACAAAUAAUGGAAAUAGACUUAUUGAAUACUGCAGAAUGAACGAUUUAAUAGUGACAAAUACUUUCUAUGAACAUAAGGAUAUUCAUAAGUACACAAGACAGGGACCAAAAACAGAAGAUAGAUCAAUUAUAGAUUACAUAGUCGUGGAGAGGGAUAGUAGGAGAGAGGUGAAUGAUGUGAGAGUAUACAGGGGAGCUGAAUUAGGAACCGAUCACUACAUGUUGGUUGCGAAAAUGGUAGAGGAGGAUGAGGGAGGGAAGGUCGAAAAACAAAAUGAAAGAUGUUAUGAACGGAUUAAAUAUUAUAAGCUAAGAGAACGUGUGAAUGCAGAGAAGUACAGAACAAAAUUAGAAGAAGAACUUCCAAGGGUAGAUGUAGUCAACUGUAACUGGAGGCUGGAAGAUUUGUGGGUCGACUUCAGGAUAAAAGUAUUGGCAACAGCUAAGGAGGUUUGUGGAAGUGUAAGAGUCAAAGGAAAAAGGAAAUAUACUUCUUGGUGGAGUGAGGACAUUAAAAAAGAGAUAAAAUGCAAGAAGAACAGAUGGAAAGAAUACUUAAGAGAAAGAACUGAGGACAGUUAUAUGAGGUACAAGGAGAAAAGAAAAAUAGUUAAAGAAAUGAUCAAGAGUAACAAGGAAAAGAACUGGACUGAGUUUGGGGAUAAAAUGGAAAAAUAUGCUAAUGAGAACAAAAAAUUGUUCUAUAGAAUGUUAAAAAAUACGAGAAAGAAAAAGGGAUUAGAACAAAUAACCAUAAGAAACAAACAAAAGGAAUUACUGACAAGUGAGAAGGAAAUCAUGGGAAGAUGGAGAGAGUAUUUUAUAGAACUCUUGGAGGGAAACGAUGGAUAUGUCAUGCCGGAGGAAGCUGUCGGAAAGGAUGCUCGAACAAACACCGAUGAAGACCAUAUAAGUAUAGAGGAAAUAAACGAAGCGCUAAAUAAGUUGAAAAGUGGAAAAUCAGCUGGAUAUGAUCUGAUAGCACCAGAGAUGAUGAAAAAUAUGGGGAAUAUCGGUAGAGAAAUUUUCAGAGUGAUCUGUCAGAAAGCGUGGAACGAGAAAGAAAUACCGGAGGACUGGAGGAGGGCUUUGAUUGUUCCUAUCUAUAAGAGCGGAGAUAAAAAAGAAUGUAGUAAUUACAGAGGGAUAACAUUAAUGAAUACUGCGUUGAAGGUGUAUGAAUCGAUACUCGAACAGCGACUGAGAGCACAUGAAGAGAAAUCCCUAGACGAGGCACAAAGCGGGUUCAUUAAAGGAAGAAGUACUCAAGAUCAUAUAUUCACAAUUAAGCAGAUAAUUGAGAAAAUAAGGAAAAACAAAAGGACUGCCUAUUUUGUGUUUAUAGAUUUGGUCAAGGCUUUCGAUAAGGUCAGAAGAAAGAAGCUGUGGGGAAUACUAAAGAAGCGUGGUGUUGACUCGGGAAUGUUGCAGUCGAUCCAGAGUAUUUACAAGAGAAAUGUUAACUUUGUCAUAAGGCAAAACAUGAGAUCAGCAGAAUUUGAAACAAGGGAUGGACUGAGGCAGGGGGGAACACUCAGCCCUCUGCUGUUUAUAAUAUUCUUGGAUGAGAUUAUAAAAGAAUGCAAGGAAAAUAUGUCUAAAUUGUUUGUAGGACACUGGAGGAUGGAGAGGAUAGAGAUAUCAGAAUGUGCGUUUGCAGAUGAUGUGGUGCUGAUGUCGGGAAGUAAGAGGGGAAUACAGAAAAAUGUGGAUAUCUGGUAUGAAACAUUGAAGAAGUAUGGUAUGGAAAUCAAUAGAAAGAAGACAAAAAUACUAAGAGUUUCAGAGGAGGAGGAUGAAGUGAGGGUGGAAAUAGAGGGAGAGGUGAUACAGCAGGUGGAACAGUUCAUCUACUUGGGGGUCAGUAUUGAUAGGAGGGGAAAUCAGGAAGGAGAGUUGAAUGAUAGAAUAGAAAAGACCAGCAAACUUUACCACGCCAUGAAUAAGAACUUCAUCAGGAAGAGAGAAAUAGCCGAGAAAACUAAGAUGAUGGUGUACAAGACAGUUAUUAGACCAGUGCUAACAUAUGGAUGCGAAACCUGGACAACAACCCUGAGAGAGAAGAGUCGAUUGCAGGCUAUGGAGAUGAAAAUUUUGAGAGGAAUAAAGGGGGUGACCAGGAGAGACAGGUGGAGGAAUGAAGAAGUCAGAAGUCAGUUGAGGGUGGAAUCACUGAAUGAUUAUAUCGGGGAGAGACAGUUGGGUUGGUGGGGACAUUUACAACGGAUGGGAACAAAUAGACAAGUAAGACGCAUUUGGGAGGCAAAAGUGGAGACGAAACCUAGAAGAGGAAGACCACAUCUAACAUGGAUGGAUAGCGUUAAAAAAGAGGUGAACCGGAGAAGAAAAAGUGUGGAAGAGGCCAAAGUGCUAACAGUAGAUAGAAAACAAUGGAAGGAUUUUAUUAAGAGUGUUUAUUCAAUCAAUAAUUGA